GCUGGUGCGGAGGUUCAGGAGCCACCAAGAGACGAAGGAAAAGAUCCAGAGAGCCAGAAACCGGAGGGAUGAGAGCCUGCAGCGGGCGGAGCAGGCUGUGGUCCAGUACAAGGAGUCGUAGCUGUACAUCCCAGAGCAUUCCCAGAACACAUGGUAAUGAUUUGCUCUCAUAGUCCCACAGCCUCUCCAGUGCUGGUGUUUAUAAAGUAUCUGACCAUAUUUUCCCAAUUAAACUCUCUCCAAGACUGUGAGUUGAUUGAUUUCUAUUGCUUUUUAUUUAAGUUUUCCCACCCCUCCAUUGAUAUUACAAAGUUGUCCUCGCCUUCCCACUUUUCUUCUAUGUAGAAUGUCUUCACCCUCACCAGCUCAGUAUGCUGAAAUAAAAACUUUUAAUAUACCAGAUCUGGAUCUUGAUUUUUCCAGAUCUUCUUUUUAAAAUAUUUUAUGAUGUGAUGUCUCAGCUGUAAAAAUCUAAAGAAAUCCUGGCUGGCCGAGCCAUAUUGUUCCCUCAAAUCUUGGAAGCUUUUAAGUGAGGUUCCCAAAGAAAUCCGAGUAAAUAUUCAGACCUCGCUCCUGCCACGUUUUGAACAUUUCAUCCAGCCUUUUUGGAAUAAAACCUGGAUUGUAGGCCACCCAGCGGAUCAGUGAAUUGGGCUCCUUGGACCCAAAGGACUUGGCCACUUUAAACCAGCAUCCAAUGACCGACUCUGCUCUCAUCUUGAAUCUGUCCCUGUCUGAGGUGACAAAGCAACUGCAGGAAGGCUCGCUGAGCCCUGAGGACGUGUUUUACUCUUACAUGGAAAAGGCUCUGGAUGUAAACAAAAAGCUGAACUGCUGCACAGGGAUCUUGUUGGAGAGUUUUGACCAGCUGAAAACUGUUGCCUCCAACAAGGAAGGUCUCUUGUAUGGAGUUCCAGUUAGCAUAAAAGAAAAUGUUGCAAUCAAGAAUCAUGACUGUUCUUGUGGUGUGAUCAUUAAUUUGGACCAGCCUGCCCAGAAGGACAGUGUGCUUGUUGAAGUUCUGAAGAGACAAGGAGCUAUUCCCUUUGUGAAAACCAACUUGCCCCAAGGCCUAUUAAAUUAUGACUGCAGUAACCCCAUCUAUGGGCAGACCUUGAACCCCCACAAUCUCCAGAAGACCUCUGGAGGUUCGUCCGGUGGGGAGGGGGCGCUCAUCGGGGGAGGAGGCUCCGUGCUUGGUUUAGGCAGUGAUAUAGGGGGUAGUAUCCGUAUUCCUGCCUCAUUCUGUGGGAUCUGUGGCUUUAAGCCAACAACAGGUCGUCUAAGUUCACAGGGUGUGAGACCCAUUUAUCGAGGGCAAAAGUCAGUGCUGUCAUCUGCUGGACCCAUGGCGAGGGAUGUGGACAGUCUGGCUCUGUGUAUGCAGGCACUGCUCUGUGACCACAUGUUUUCCUUGGACCCCACUGUUCCACCCCUACCUUUUAAUGCGCAGAUAUACCAGAGCUCCAAACCUCUGAGGAUCGGUUACCUAGAAAACAAUGGCUACACACAACCGUCUCCAAGCAUGGCUCGAGGCAUCAGAGAGGUCAAAGCUCUGUUAGAGCAAGCAGGACAUACUUUGGUGCCCUACUGUCCUCUGAAGAUCAGUCACGUUGUCACUGAACUGAUGGUAAAGGGUGUCUUAGCAGACGGAGCUACCACCAUGCUUCAAAAACUGGAGGGGGGCCCUCUGGACCCCUGUCUCAGAGUACAGGUUUUACCUUACUAUCUUCCUUGGUGGUUGAAGAAAACCAUCUCAUUCCUCCUCAAGCCACUGUCUCCUCGUAGUUCUUCUUUCUUUAGUGCUAUCGCUGGAGUUGGAUCUGUUCCAGAUCUGUGGAGGCAGCAUGCUGCUGUUGAGGACUACAUUCAUGAAACGAUAGCAGAUUGGAGAAGAUGCAAAAUAGACGUGCUGCUGUGCCCUGUGAUCGGACCAGCCUACAACUUCUUAUGCUGCGGCAAGAAUAGCCAUGUUCUCAUUUACAUGAUGCUUUACAAUCUCCUCAACUUUCCCGCCGGCGUUGUUCCUGUUUCCACGGUGACGGCAAAGGAUGAGGAGGAACUCAAGCACUAUAAGGGCAUUUAUCAGGACUACUGGGACAAUCUCUUCAAACAGGCUGUGUCUGGAGGCGAGGGUCUGCCCGUGGCGGUGCAGUGUGUCGCCCUGCCAUGGCAGGAUGAGCUCUGCCUGCGCUUCAUGAAGGAGGUGGAACAACUGGUCAAACAGAGCAGAAAGUAAGGCCUGGAGGCUAACAUCAGGGGCUUCAGGUUAAAUUUGCUGUGAAUCACUGAUGAUGAAGGUGCUCUUUUAUGUAGCAAUAACUACACAAAACACAACACCUGUUAACCACAUUAAAAUAAAAUUAGCUAUGAGUGAAAGUUAACACAAUUAAUAUUGCUUUGAAAAAUCUUUAAUGUUUUGAGUUUCUCUUCUGCUCUACAAGGAUGACCUCAGGCAUUUUCUUGCUUUUUAGGGCCAUAAUAAAGAUUUAAUAUAUUGUAACUGGUAAUCUGUUGACGGUUUAAAAUGUUCACUUCUUGUCUGUACUUGUCUGCUUGUGUUUAAUUAAUUCAUUGACAAAUCUCAUGAUUUUAAAAUGUCAUUUGAUUUUUAUCGUACAUAUAACAUAUAAACUUAGACAUUUGCUUUUAUUUAACAUUUUGUUUUAAAAUUAAGUCUAACUGACACUGACCGGUAUGAUUAUGUGCUCUUUGUUUUUGUUUUUUUUUCUUUUUGCAAAAUUCAGCAUCCUGUUUGGCCAUUAGUAGGUAUGAAAUAAGCCAAGUCUUUGUUCUGUUUUGCCACUCCUGGCAUUGUUUAAUAUUUCACGCAAUAUAGCAUGAAGAGGAACUACACAAUUUGGAAGAAAUUGAAUUCACGUCACCAUUAGGCAAAGACCACAUGCGGAGAAUGUUGAAAUUUGGAAUUUAUAUUGAUUAUGGAAAAUAAUGUCUCCUUAAUCAUGCUUGUCUCUUUACAAGAUCUGACUGCUUUCUGUGGUAUGAUAACUAAGAAUAAAAUAAAGUAACUGAUUUCUCA
Molecule: messenger RNA, 3040 nt
Organism: Siniperca chuatsi (mandarin fish)
Lineage: Eukaryota; Metazoa; Chordata; Actinopteri; Centrarchiformes; Sinipercidae
Product: fatty-acid amide hydrolase 1
Exons: 16
Coding region: 698-2239 (513 amino acids)
Biological process (GO): fatty acid catabolic process
Molecular function (GO): amidase activity; fatty acid amide hydrolase activity
Source: RefSeq, a predicted model, not a curated record